UUUUYCCAAAAUAAACGAACUUCAUUCAAAUGAAGAAGCGGAGAAGAGGAAAGACAAGAUGCUAUUCUUUCCACCCCGGUUUUCUAUCUCCCUUAACUCUCCUCAUUUUUUCGUCUCUCCCGCCUACACCUUUGCCCUGACAGCCAGCACCGUCGCCACCGCCUGCGGCAGCAGCAGCAACAACAACCACAACUGCAUCAGAAAAUCCUUGAGAGUCUCUAUGUCUACUUCUUCUUCAACCCCUUCACAUUCCGUUGUUCAUUCCAAAGACGACACUCAAGAGCAGCUCUUAAGCCAGGUUCUGAAUUACCACAACCAGACCAAACACGCCUUCAACAAAUACGCGAGAGGCCCUCACGGCCUUGACUGGGCCAAUCAGCCUAACCCGUUUCGCCGCUAUGUCUCCUCUCCUCUCCUCCCUCUCCAGCACCUCCCUCCACAACAACGCUCACCAGACAACACUGACCCUCUUUACUCCUCUCUCUUCCACUCUCUCCCCUCCCCAAAACCCAUCUCUCUAUCGACGCUUUCUCAAUUCCUCUACGACUCUCUCUCGCUUUCCGCCUGGAAAACCACCGGAUACUCCACUUGGUCUCUCCGUGUAAACCCUAGCAGCGGCAAUCUUCACCCUACCGAAGCCUACGUCAUUGCUCCCCCCAUCGAUUCUCUCUCUGACUCCCCAUUUGUUGCCCAUUAUGCCCCGAAGGAGCACUCCCUCGAGCUUCGAGCUGUAAUCCCAUCUGAUUUCCUGCCCAAGUUCUUCCCCGAAGGCUCCUUCCUUGUUGGGAUCACUUCAAUUUUCUGGCGUGAGGCCUGGAAAUAUGGAGAACGCGCGUUUCGGUACUGUAACCAUGACGUGGGUCACGCGAUUGCUGCCGUCGCCAUGGCCGCUGCUGGGCUUGGAUGGGAUGUUAAGCUCCUCGAUGGGUUGGGUUAUUCUGAUCUGGAGAAACUUAUGGGGUUGGAGUUUUUCCCCCAUUUCAAAAUUCCGUCUCGUCCGGUGAAGGGUAAGAUGCCCGAGAUUGAAUUCGAACACCCUGAUUGUGUUCUUGUUGUUUUUCCCUAUGGAAGAAAUGGUGAACUUUCUGUGGAUUAUAAGGGUCUGAGUUCUUCGAUAUCCGAAUUCUCAAAAUUGGAAUGGAAGGGGAAGCCUAAUGUUCUUAGUAAAGAACACGUGUGUUGGGACAUAAUUUAUAGAACUGCAGAAGCCGUGAAGAAGCCUCUGACAGCCGGAGAUCAAUUUACAAUCCACCCAUUUCAGAGGAGCGCAUCAUUUUCGGAAGGUUCAUAUAAGGGUCUGACGAUGAGAGAAGUCGUUCGGAAGCGGAGGAGUGCAGUUGAUAUGGAUGGAAUUACUGUAAUAGGGAAAGAAACUUUUUAUCAAUUUCUCCUGCAUUGCCUCCCUUCAGGUGCUCGAGGGGCAGAGGAGAAGCAGGGGAAACAGUUGGCAUUGCCGUUUCGGGUACUUCCUUGGGAUGCAGAGGUUCAUGCUGUUCUUUUUGUUCAUAGGGUAACGGGAUUGCCGAAGGGUUUAUAUUUCUUAGUGAGGAAUGAAAAUCACUUCAAUGAUCUCAAACGGGCUACAAGAUCUGAAUUUGAAUGGGAGAAGCCGGAGGACUGCCCUGCUGAUCUUCCUCUAUAUAGACUUGCUAGAGGCGAUUUUCAACAGCUUGCUAAGCGUCUUUCAUGUCAUCAGGACAUUGCCAGUGAUGGCUGCUUCAGCAUAGGUAUGGUGGCACGUUUUGCACCAACUUUGCAUGAAAAGAAUAUCUGGAUGUAUCCCCGGUUGUUCUGGGAGACUGGUAUUCUUGGUCAGGUGUUGUACCUAGAACCUCAUGCAGUUGGGAUCUCUGCAACUGGGAUCGGUUGCUACUUUGAUGAUGCUGUCCAUGAGGUUCUGGGGUUGAAAGGAUCAGAUUUUCAGAGUUUGUAUCAUUUUACCAUUGGAGGUCCAGUUCUAGACAAGCGGAUAAUGAGCCUUCCUGCCUAUCCAGGUCCUACAAUUGAUGCAUGAAGGCUCAUCUGAUAUAUACCCAAACACAAUUGACAGCAUUUAUUUUUCUUCUACUGCACAUAUCGAGACAAGUACGGGUGGAUUAUUCAAAAGUACCAAUAAGAAAUUUUGUUCUGGUCAGCACUCAGCACCAAUAAAUAGAUUGUUAAAAGGGACUGGAUCCCAUGCUAAUGUAAAUUUGUUUCAUUUGUGUUUUCUUGCCUGUAUUCUGAUGAGCAUUGCCCAACACAAUCAUUGUCCUUGUAAUUUUCUAUGGAAAUAUUUUAAGCAUGUACUGCAGGUUGGCAUAUGGACAUUGUAUAUUAUUUAGGAGUAGACAUGUCCACCAAUUAUGAAAUUUCAGCUACUUCAAUAGUGUUUCUUCGCUUUGUA
This is a messenger RNA of Nelumbo nucifera (sacred lotus), 2386 nucleotides long. Its product is annotated as nitroreductase family protein. Gene Ontology annotation, molecular function: oxidoreductase activity. Lineage: Eukaryota; Viridiplantae; Streptophyta; Magnoliopsida; Proteales; Nelumbonaceae. The record is from RefSeq and is a predicted model, not a curated record.